AUGGAUACAAGUCGGAAGCACACUAUUAAUCAACGUUAUUUAUUCGGUAUCAGUGAUGAACCAAAACAAUUAUUAGAACCUAUAUCAGGAACAUUUCUUGAAGUUAAAUCUCAAUUGAAUCCAGCACCUGAUUUACAUGUUAUUCAUUUACAACAAAAAAUACCACCACAUGUACUUCUUGAACCACCCUUUGAAAGUAUAUCUUAA
Molecule: messenger RNA, 207 nt
Organism: Rotaria sp. Silwood1
Lineage: Eukaryota; Metazoa; Rotifera; Eurotatoria; Philodinida; Philodinidae
Source: the annotation of a GenBank genome assembly